UGUGUCAAAUUCGAUGUCGUAUAUAUCAAAGACUGGCGUUCAAUGGCGUAGUUCACUUCGUUUUGCUGCAUAUUUCAUUAGAAGGAAUGUUCACCGUUGUUACUUUGAUCGAACAUCAGCAAUUUCGAGUGCUGACAGUUCCGACGUCCUGGAUUAAAGAUGGACUAUUAAUGUGGCCAACGAAACUGCCGAAUAACAAAAUUAAUAAAAUGAGACGAUAGGGUACAGAGUAUCAUGGAUCUGUUAAAUCAAUACCAAUAAUAAUAAACCGCAAGUUCCGUAAUUUUAAGUCGGCUGAAGUGGAGGCCGAUAUAAUUUUAAAAAGUGAAUCGCUUAAGAAAAACAGCAACAAUGAACGUUCCGAAUAUCCGGAAAGAGAGAAAAAGUAUAACACGAUUUGCCAAGAUAUUAUAAAUUCUCGUGGCCCAAAAUCGUGCCUUCUGCAGCAUAAUAUUUACUCCUCGUCUCAAGAACCAUUAUCCACAAUUAACCAUGAAGAAAUUGCCUCGGAUUUACCAGGAACAUCUAAAAUGACGGAAGCGUCGCAACAGAUAACAUCAUUUUUCAAUAACGAAUCGUUUUGCAAAUCAUUCCUAACACCACCCUCCUCAAAAUCUUUCCAACAAAAUGAUUCCAAUGAUUCAAGUAAUUUAACGAAAUUGGAACAUGUAAUAGACGGAUUUGAGAAAAAACAAAGAACAAUUAUCUUCUGUAGAAGCAGCUGUUACAAAAUGUUUCGAACAAAAUUUUGCACGCUUGGCAUCUUUAUUGGAGAUUAAUAAGAAGACUGAACAAACUAAGCCUAAUAUAAAAAUAGGCUUGGAAAAAUGGAACUUGGUAACAAACGAAGAAGAACUUAUAGAGUUGAACGAUAAACUAGAUGAUUAUGAGCUCCGUACAAAUUAUCUUGAAUAUUUCUCAAAAGUUGUUUUGCCAAACUCCUAUGCAGGUAAAGGAGACGACGCAUGCUAUAUCAUCGUUGAUUGCCUUUUUUCACGUGAAUUUUGGAAUUGUUUUACGUGGACCGGAAUAAAUCGCGGGCAAAAGAAAUCCAGUCGAGGAUUCCGUCAAUUUGGAAAUGUUACAAAACUAUUAUUGGAUAUUGUUCAAAUUGGAGAUCCUCUGUACACGUUUCAAAAAUUAUAAGUUUUCUGUAAAACGCGAUUGUUCCGCUACACGAAAGCACGAUCUUCAAAUAAACAACUUCGAAGGUCAGCUUGUCGUCGUAGAAAAAACACAACAGAGAAGGUUAACUGUAAAAGUUAUAACACUUCAGAUGAACGAAUCCACGGAAACUCUGCUAUCGAAGAUGAACAAACAGAGAAUGAUGAAUUCAUAGAUGAACAUUACGAAACCAUAUCAUUACUGAAUGAAGAUAUGUAUGAAGCUGUGAACAAUGAAAUAUUUGUGCCAACAAACAAUGGAGAAAAUUCGAACGAAGAAGAAUAUUUGGAUGAAAACUAUGACUUAUGCUACUGACCUCAACGUUCGGUUCGGUACGGCAUACUCGUUGGAAUAGUAUAAAAAAGGCCAUAUUAACAAAAAUCGUUUUGUUAUGGAUAAAUUAUAAUUUAUUGUUUAAUGAUCUCUAAUAAUUAUAAGAUUUAUUCUAAUGUAUGUAAAAGAGGAAUAAAUACAGUGUCAUCUUCAUCAGCUAUUGUAAGUAAUUUACACAUGAUCAGGCCUACAUCAUAGUAUCUAACGUCUGACAUAUUCUCUGUGUGUAUCUUAGCGACAUAUAUAUCUAGAAAAGAAGAUUUCAUUGGGUUUUGCAAAAAAUCACGUUUUAGUUUCAAACAUUUGCCUUUGAUUAACCAAGAUGAUUUGUUCUUUUCAGCUCCAACUACACUAAUAAUGUUUGAAUCGUUAGUCAUAAACCAGUUAUCUUUGAAAUCAGUACUGAGAAUGAAUGUAGAAAAUAUUAUUUUACAUUUGCUUUCACAGUGUUCUACUGAAAUGACUUGAUUUUUUUUAGUUUUAUUCGAAUUCAUAGUAAUAGAUACGUCAUGUUUCAUUGAUUCUGAUAGUCGAUUUGCCACUUGGAUAAGAGAAUUUACUCCGGGGUGUACUAAUUUUUUCAAAAAGUGUAAAGAAUUUUCGAAAGGAUAAGCUGAUAAUGUUGAUAACAUUCCAAAUUUUUCCACUUCAUCAACGAUAUGGCAUAAGUUAUGCAUAUUACUUGUUAUAUAUUGAAUACCGUACAGCAAUUUGAAAUUAUUUAUGAAGUCGAUGAAUAAUUCACUGGCGACAGGUAGAAAAUGCUUGUAUCUUGUGGCAGAACAUAUACGGGUUGCACAAAAUAAUGUCGAAAAGUGAUUAUAGGUAAAUACUUGGUAAAUACUCUUGGUAAAUACUUUUUUAAUAGAACUAUGCCAACGUAGUUUUAAAAAUAUCUAUAUUCAAGACCUUUCCAAAGAGAAAUAAAUUCUAAAGAACGCAUACGACGAUGCAAUUCUGAUGGGAACGUUAUGCUACACAAGAACUUCGAGAUCUCAUUUUUUUCAAAUGUACUCCAUUUUAGUUUACUAGUUAGAGAUCCCGUGCGCCAUCCAUUGAGAAGCCUACGCAUCACCCCCAAUUCUAACAGAUGUAAAGAAUCGGCUACAAUGACAUCUUCUAUUAUAUCAAUUGGUAGUUUUGCAAGAGGAGUAUCAAGAACUUGAUGACAUUGAUAUUUUUUUUCGCGAAACAUCUCGUCCAUUGGUUUAGGAGCAUUGAGAUCUGGAUAAAUCAUUGUGCGGGAUGUAUGACAGUAUUGUCCCUCUGUAGUACAUUUAAUACAACCAAAUUUACCGUUAAAAUUCACAACCCCUUUGAUGAAUGAUCUUGCUGGGGUAUCACAUAUAAAACAACGGAUCUUAACUGUUAAAAUGUGACCAUUUACUACUAAUCCUGAUUUCAAUAUUGGCAAUAUUUCAUCCACGAAGGGUGAAAGAUAUUCAAACACACAUUUCGGUUUACCAAUUCCAUGAAAAAUACCAAUUACCACAGGAGGAAUAUCUGGCUGUUCAUAUAUGUUGCAUACAAUAGGCCAGAAGUUACGCAUUGAAUUUCUGAACAGUGGUAAACCAUCUAUGUUGAUAUUAAGCGAUAUUGUCAUAGGCAUAGUAAGAUUAUUGAAAGAACGUUUAAGGCAUAAUUCCAAUCCUUGAUGCCAAUAUUGUCCAUUCCCUUACAUAUUGAGUAUGGUUACACUUUUUGGUAUCUGCAUCAGAGUCCUUGGAUCACGUGGCAUAUUCAAUUCCAGGUUCGUUUUCAAAAUAGUAAUCAGUGAUUUCAGUGCAGUUUGAGAUAUCCGAUAUUCAGAAGUCCAUUUUUGUAAAUCCAUAAAAAAUCUAUGGUUUCCUGUAAUAGAUUGAAAUUGAACACGUUUUAUGAAAUCAUUAAAAAUUAAAAUUAAAUUACCAUCAUCAAUUAAGUCAUUGAAUUGCUCCAUUCCUGGAAUCAAAUUAAAAUCCAAAUUGUUUUGUUUUGUGGAUUCGUUCAACAUUCCAUUUUCAUCUGUUAAUUGAUUAUGAGUUUCGCUCAUAUUUGUUUCGAUCCGUUUAGCUUCUCUCCAGCGAUUGCGAUGUUUUGUGAGUAAUCGACUAUAAGAGCCACUUUUUUUAAAUGUAAUUAUUUUGUUCUUCCGCAUGUGAUCAGACAUUGCUGUUAUGAAAUGAAACUUGUCAAUAUUAAAGCAUUUCAUUGACAUUUCAAUGAGAUGUAAUAUGUUUUUAUUAGGAUCUAAUAUGAUUUACUGUUUCAUGAUUUUCUUCAGCAUGCAACACGAUUUACUGCAGUACUGAAUCGAUUUAAACUAUACGCUUAUACGACACACAAACUGCAUCAGCGUGAUAUCCCAGCAAACAUUAAAUCGUAUAAUUUUGCACUUGCUAAGUCUUACAAGAAAUCAGAAUAAAUCAUAAUCGCAUAUAAUAUCAAUCAAAGUAUGUAUCGUGUAUAUUUGAAAUCGCACAAAAUGUAAAAACUCGAUUUUAUAUAUCAUUAUCAAAAUAAGUCGCAUUUCGGUAUAAUAAACAUCAGUUUUAUGAUGUACAUUGUCGUAAAAUAGAUUUAAUCUGCAUCAUAUGCGUAUAUCACGCUGAUGCAGUUUGUGUGUCGUAUAAGCGUAUAGUUUAAAUCGAUUCAGUACUGCAGUAAAUCGUGUUGCAUGCUGAAGAAAAUCAUGAAACAGUAAAUCAUAUUAGAUCCUAAUAAAAACAUAUUACAUCUCAUUGAAAUGUCAAUGAAAUGCUUUAAUAUUGACAAGUUUCAUUUCAUAACAGCAAUGUCUGAUCACAUGCGGAAGAACAAAAUAAUUACAUUUAAAAAAAGUGGCUCUUAUAGUCGAUUACUCACAAAACAUCGCAAUCGCUGGAGAGAAGCUAAACGGAUCGAAACAAAUAUGAGCGAAACUCAUAAUCAAUUAACAGAUGAAAAUGGAAUGUUGAACGAAUCCACAAAACAAAACAAUUUGGAUUUUAAUUUGAUUCCAGGAAUGGAGCAAUUCAAUGACUUAAUUGAUGAUGGUAAUUUAAUUUUAAUUUUUAAUGAUUUCAUAAAACGUGUUCAAUUUCAAUCUAUUACAGGAAACCAUAGAUUUUUUAUGGAUUUACAAAAAUGGACUUCUGAAUAUCGGAUAUCUCAAACUGCACUGAAAUCACUGAUUACUAUUUUGAAAACGAACCUGGAAUUGAAUAUGCCACGUGAUCCAAGGACUCUGAUGCAGAUACCAAAAAGUGUAACCAUACUCAAUAUGAAAGGGAAUGGACAAUAUUGGCAUCAAGGAUUGGAAUUAUGCCUUAAACGUUCUUUCAAUAAUCUUACUAUGCCUAUGACAAUAUCGCUUAAUAUCAACAUAGAUGGUUUACCACUGUUCAGAAAUUCAAUGCGUAACUUCUGGCCUAUUGUAUGCAACAUAUAUGAACAGCCAGAUAUUCCUCCUGUGGUAAUUGGUAUUUUUCAUGGAAUUGGUAAACCGAAAUGUGUGUUUGAAUAUCUUUCACCCUUCGUGGAUGAAAUAUUGCCAAUAUUGAAAUCAGGAUUAGUAGUAAAUGGUCACAUUUUAACAGUUAAGAUCCGUUGUUUUAUAUGUGAUACCCCAGCAAGAUCAUUCAUUAAAGGGGUUGUGAAUUUUAACGGUAAAUUUGGUUGUAUUAAAUGUACUACAGAGGGACAAUACUGUCAUACAUCCCGCACAAUGAUUUAUCCAGAUCUCAAUGCUCCUAAACCAAUGGACGAGAUGUUUCGCGAAAAAAAAUAUCAAUGUCAUCAAGUUCUUGAUACUCCUCUUGCAAAACUACCAAUUGAUAUAAUAGAAGAUGUCAUUGUAGCCGAUUCUUUACAUCUGUUAGAAUUGGGGGUGAUGCGUAGGCUUCUCAAUGGAUGGCGCACGGGAUCUCUAACUAGUAAACUAAAAUGGAGUACAUUUGAAAAAAAUGAGAUCUCGAAGUUCUUGUGUAGCAUAACGUUCCCAUCAGAAUUGCAUCGUCGUAUGCGUUCUUUAGAAUUUAUUUCUCUUUGGAAAGGUCUUGAAUAUAGAUAUUUUUAAAACUACGUUGGCAUAGUUCUAUUAAAAAAGUAUUUACCAAGAGUAUUUACCAAGUAUUUACCUAUAAUCACUUUUCGACAUUAUUUUGUGCAACCCGUAUAUGUUCUGCCACAAGAUACAAGCAUUUUCUACCUGUCGCCAGUGAAUUAUUCAUCGACUUCAUAAAUAAUUUCAAAUUGCUGUACGGUAUUCAAUAUAUAACAAGUAAUAUGCAUAACUUAUGCCAUAUCGUUGAUGAAGUGGAAAAAUUUGGAAUGUUAUCAACAUUAUCAGCUUAUCCUUUCGAAAAUUCUUUACACUUUUUGAAAAAAUUAGUACACCCCGGAGUAAAUUCUCUUAUCCAAGUGGCAAAUCGACUAUCAGAAUCAAUGAAACAUGACGUAUCUAUUACUAUGAAUUCGAAUAAAACUAAAAAAAAUCAAGUCAUUUCAGUAGAACACUGUGAAAGCAAAUGUAAAAUAAUAUUUUCUACAUUCAUUCUCAGUACUGAUUUCAAAGAUAACUGGUUUAUGACUAACGAUUCAAACAUUAUUAGUGUAGUUGGAGCUGAAAAGAACAAAUCAUCUUGGUUAAUCAAAGGCAAAUGUUUGAAACUAAAACGUGAUUUUUUGCAAAACCCAAUGAAAUCUUCUUUUCUAGAUAUAUAUGUCGCUAAGAUACACACAGAGAAUAUGUCAGACGUUAGAUACUAUGAUGUAGGCCUGAUCAUGUGUAAAUUACUUACAAUAGCUGUUGAAGAUGACACUGUAUUUAUUCCUCUUUUACAUACAUUAGAAUAAAUCUUAUAAUUAUUAGAGAUCAUUAAACAAUAAAUUAUAAUUUAUCCAUAACAAAACGAUUUUUGUUAAUAUGGCCUUUUUUAUACUAUUCCAACGAGUAUGCCGUACCGAACCGAACGUUGAGGUCAGUAGCAUAAGUCAUAGUUUUCAUCCAAAUAUUCUUCUUCGUUCGAAUUUUCUCCAUUGUUUGUUGGCACAAAUAUUUCAUUGUUCACAGCUUCAUACAUAUCUUCAUUCAGUAAUGAUAUGGUUUCGUAAUGUUCAUCUAUGAAUUCAUCAUUCUCUGUUUGUUCAUCUUCGAUAGCAGAGUUUCCGUGGAUUCGUUCAUCUGAAGUGUUAUAACUUUUACAGUUAACCUUCUCUGUUGUGUUUUUUCUACGACGACAAGCUGACCUUCGAAGUUGUUUAUUUGAAGAUCGUGCUUUCGUGUAGCGGAACAAUCGCGUUUUACAGAAAACUUAUAAUUUUUGAAACGUGUACAGAGGAUCUCCAAUUUGAACAAUAUCCAAUAAUAGUUUUGUAACAUUUCCAAAUUGACGGAAUCCUCGACUGGAUUUCUUUUGCCCGCGAUUUAUUCUGGUCCACGUAAAACAAUUCCAAAAUUCACGUGAAAAAAGGCAAUCAACGAUGAUAUAGCAUGCGUCGUCUCCUUUACCUGCAUAGGAGUUUGGCAAAACAACUUUUGAGAAAUAUUCAAGCUGAAAAUAUUAGAAAAUGUCUUAUAAUAGAAAGGGAAUUAUUUAUAUUAAAAGGUACAUACAUAAUUUGUACGGAGCUCAUAAUCAUCUAGUUUAUCGUUCAACUCUAUAAGUUCUUCUUCGUUUGUUACCAAGUUCCAUUUUUCCAAGCCUAUUUUUAUAUUAGGCUUAGUUUGUUCAGUCUUCUUAUUAAUCUCCAUUAAAGAUGCCAAGCGUGCAAAAUUUUGUUCGAAACAUUUUGUAACAGCUGCUUCUACAGAAGAUAAUUGUUCUUUGUUUUUUCUCAAAUCCGUCUAUUACAUGUUCCAAUUUCGUUAAAUCACUUGAAUCAUCUUAAAUUACAGGUAUAUUAAGGUACGGAAUGUUAAAAUGUGUUAUACAAUGAUGAAUAUUUCUACUCACUGGAAUCAUUUUGUUGGAAAGAUUUUGAGGAGGGUGGUGUUAGGAAUGAUUUGCAAAACGAUUCGUUAUUGAAAAAUGAUGUUAUCUGUUGCGACGCUUCCGUCAUUUUAGAUGUUCCUAGAAUGAUAACAAAAAAAUAAGGUUACAAAGGAUGUAAAUAUUUGAUAUUUCGUGUGGUUACCUGGUAAAUCCGAGGCAAUUUCUUCAUGGUUAAUUGUGGAUAAUGGUUCUUGAGACGAGGAGUAAAUAUUAUGCUGCAGAAAUCGUGCCCUGAAAUGGGCCACGAGAAUUUAUAAUAUCUGAAAUGAAAACAUUUACAGAACUAGAAAUUCUAAUUAGAGAUUAUUUUACCUUGGCAAAUCGUGUUAUACUUUUUCUCUCUUUCCGGAUAUUCGGAACGUUCAUUGUUGCUGUUUUUCUUAAGCGAUUCACUUUUUAAAAUUAUAUCGGCCUCCACUUCAGCCGACUUAAAAUUACGGAACUUGCGGUUUAUUAUUAUUGGUAUUGAUUUAACAGAUCCAUGAUACUCUGUACCCUCUCGUCUCAUUUUAUUAAUUUUGUUAUUCGGCAGUUUCGUUGGCCACAUUAAUAGUCCAUCUUUAAUCCAGGACGUCGGAACUGUCAGCACUCGAAAUUGCUGAUGUUCGAUCAAAGUAACAACGGUGAACAUUCCUUCUAAUGAAAUAUGCAGCAAAACGAAGUGAACUACGCCAUUGAACGCCAGUCUUUGAUAUAUACGACAUCGAAUUUGACACAUUGCAUCGCACCGCUUUGCAAGGUUGCCAGAUUGAUUUAUUAUAUUUAUUAUAAUAGUAAUCAGAACUUAGUUGGAUAUGAUUGAGAAAACAAAUUGUACAGUGAAAAUUUUCAAUGAUAUUAUAUAUUCGGUGUCUAUGAUAGGGAAAUCAAAGAUCCUCUUAUCUUUGCAACAUAGUUAAAUAAUAAAAUCGGCAACCAGGAAUGACUGAUCCUACUGCAUAAAAUAUAGCCGCGCGAGAUAGCUGGUGGAUGAUAAUCCAGACGACCGGAGUUCGAACCCACAACGGAGCAGUUUUCACCAAACACCAAUCUGUGCCAUUUUAAACAUUCAUAUUCCACUCCCAACAUAAGUCAAUUAAAUAAUUAUUAUAUCUACAAACAUAAAUACUCAUAUAUAAAAAUGGCGAUUCGUGA
This is a messenger RNA of Toxorhynchites rutilus septentrionalis, 8585 nucleotides long. RefSeq lists its product as uncharacterized. The record is from RefSeq and is a predicted model, not a curated record. Lineage: Eukaryota; Metazoa; Arthropoda; Insecta; Diptera; Culicidae. The transcript has 7 exons. Bases 4223 to 5533 code for a protein of 436 amino acids.